AUGUAUCCUCCAAAGAGCGUCUCAGUGUCCAUCAGUCCGUCUGGUGAAAUAGUGUCAGGGGAUUCAGUGACUCUGAACUGCAGCAGUGAUUCAAACCCUCCUGCUCUGAACUUCAGCUGGUUUAAGGAAGGAAAGUCUGUAGGAUCUGGAAGAAUCUUCAGCAUCUCAAACAUCAGCUCUGAUCACAGUGGAGAAUACAAGUGCAGAUCCAGAAAUAAACAUGGAGAGAAAAACUCUGAUACUGUGAUGCUGAAUGUCAUGUAUCCUCCAAAGAGCGUGUCAGUGUCCAUCAGUCCGUCUGGUGAAAUAGUGUCAGGAGAUUCAGUGACUCUGAACUGCAGCAGUGAUUCAAACCCUCCUGCAGAAAUCAGCUGGUUUAAGGAAGGAAAGUCUGUAGGAUCUGGAAGAAUCUUCAGCAUCUCAAACAUCAGCUCUGAUCACAGUGGAGAAUACAAGUGCAGAUCCAGAAAUAAACAUGGAGAGAAAAACUCUGAUACUGUGAUGCUGAAUGUCAUGUAUCCUCCAAAGAGCGUGUCAGUGUCCAUCAGUCCGUCUGGUGAAAUAGUGUCAGGAGAUUCAGUGACUCUGAACUGCAGCAGUGAUUCAAACCCUCCUGCAGAAAUCAGCUGGUUUAAGGAAGGAAAGUCUGUAGGAUCUGGAAGAAUCUUCAGCAUCUCAAACAUCAGCUCUGAUCACAGUGGAGAAUACAAGUGCAGAUCCAGAAAUAAACAUGGAGAGAAAAACUCUGAUACUGUGAUGCUGAAUGUCAUGUAUCCUCUAAAGAGCGUCUCAGUGUCCAUCAGUCCGUCUGGUGAAAUAGUGUCAGGAGAUUCAGUGACUCUGAACUGCAGCAGUGAUUCAAACCCUCCUGCUCUGAACUUCAGCUGGUUUAAGGAGGAUGAAACCUCAGCUGUUGGAUCUGGACAGAGUUUCAGCAUCUCCAGCUUUAGCUCCAGUUUCAGUGGACGCUUCUACUGUGAGGCUCAGAAUAAAUAUGGAUCUCAGAGAUCAGCGUCUGUUUCUCUCACUGUUAAAGGGGUUCAGAGAGCUGCUCUGCACACAGUUUCUGGGAUCGUGGUGGGAUGUGGAGGAUUGAUCUUCAUCAUCAUCAUCUUCAUCAUCAUUGUGUUCAUAAAGAGGAAGAAGAGGAGAGAAGGUGGAACUGAAGACGUGAAUCAAAAGCAGACGGCUGACGCGAGUGACGAUACAUACGCAGCUCUGGAUCCAGCGUCCAGAACAUCUGCUGACAUUUACAGCACAAUCACAUCUGUUCAGUCCAGAGCUCCUGAUGACACCUACACGGCUCUUGAGCUUCAGUCCAGAUCUUCUGAAUAUGAGACUCUAGCAGUGACUUCAGCAGAUCCACAUUAAACUCUCCUCACUGUAUUACUGCUAAUAUGAAACAACUGAAGCUCCUCAGAAACUGCCCAUCAUCAUCAGCUCAUGAACAUCAUUUCAUCAUCAAUAACAUUCUGAUUUAUUAAACUGUGUAUAUUGUAAUUGAGCUUAUAAGAGUUUGCAGAAUAUUUUUUUUUUCUAUUAGUUUUGUACAUCUAUAUUUUAGCCUGCAUGUCAUAUUUUAUGUUUGUGCUUCAUAAGCAAAUGCAUUUUAGGAGAAAACUUGUGCAAUUCAAACAUUUAAAGUAAUCAUCAUAAUAACUUGUAGUAUGUUAUGUGUUAAUUUCACAGUUAAGCAGUAUUUUCAUGAUAAACUCAGUUCAGUCUGAAUCUGAUUGUAUUAAAGUCUCAGUUUCUCUGUCAUGUCUGACGCUCUGUUGACUGGAUUUUAUUCUACUGUAUCUUUACUGGAGGAACUUAAUCAUUUUUAUAGUGUUUAAAAG
Messenger RNA from Megalobrama amblycephala (Wuchang bream), 1841 nucleotides. RefSeq names its product B-cell receptor CD22-like. The transcript is spliced from 9 exons. Bases 1 to 1371 code for a protein of 456 amino acids. The record is from RefSeq and is a predicted model, not a curated record. NCBI's taxonomy places the organism in Eukaryota, Metazoa, Chordata, Actinopteri, Cypriniformes, Xenocyprididae.